Messenger RNA from Morus notabilis, 1984 nucleotides. Its product is annotated as inorganic phosphate transporter 1-4. The transcript is spliced from 2 exons. Gene Ontology annotation, cellular component: membrane. Gene Ontology annotation, molecular function: phosphate transmembrane transporter activity. The record is from RefSeq and is a predicted model, not a curated record. Gene Ontology annotation, biological process: transmembrane transport; phosphate ion transport. Lineage: Eukaryota; Viridiplantae; Streptophyta; Magnoliopsida; Rosales; Moraceae. Bases 83 to 1708 code for a protein of 541 amino acids.
AAGAAAAGAGGAAAAGGAGAGGAAACAAAAAAAGAGAGGAGAAAAAAGAAGGGGGAAAAAAGACCUUGUGAGCUAGCCAGUCAUGGCGGGUGAUCAACUUCAGGUUCUAAACGCCCUAGACGUGGCGAAAACACAAUGGUACCAUUUCACCGCCAUCAUCAUCGCCGGAAUGGGCUUCUUCACCGACGCUUACGACCUCUUCUGCAUUUCCCUCGUCACCAAACUCCUCGGCCGCAUAUACUACCACGUCGACGGCUCCGAAAAGCCCGGAACUCUCCCUCCCAACGUCUCCGCCGCUGUCAACGGUGUCGCCUUCUGCGGAACACUCGCCGGUCAGCUCUUCUUCGGUUGGCUCGGCGACAAGAUGGGCCGAAAACGAGUCUACGGAAUGACCCUCAUGCUCAUGGUCAUUUGCUCUGUCGCUUCAGGUCUUUCCUUCGGACACAACACCAAGUCCGUCAUGGCCACACUCUGCUUCUUCCGGUUCUGGCUCGGCUUCGGCAUCGGCGGGGACUACCCUCUCUCCGCCACCAUCAUGUCCGAGUACGCAAACAAGAAGACUCGCGGCGCAUUCAUCGCUGCUGUGUUUGCCAUGCAAGGGUUUGGGAUUUUGGCCGGCGGCUUGUUCGCCAUCAUCGUUUCGGCUUCGUUUAAAGCGAGAUUCGACGCGCCGGCGUACGAGUUCGACCCCGUUGGAUCGACUGUUCCGCAGGCUGAUUUCGUCUGGAGGAUCAUUCUAAUGGUCGGAGCUCUCCCUGCCGGGUUGACGUACUAUUGGAGGAUGAAAAUGCCAGAAACUGCUCGUUACACGGCUCUUGUGGCUAAAGAUGCGAAGCAGGCGGCUUCCGACAUGGCGAAAGUUUUGCAGGUUGAGAUCGAGGCUGAGCAGCAGAAAGUUGAGCAGAUGUCUAGGAAACCUGCCAACUCUUUUGGGUUGUUUUCUAAGGAGUUUUUGAGGAGACAUGGGCUUCACUUGCUUGGGACGACAAGUACUUGGUUCUUGCUUGACAUUGCGUUCUACAGUCAAAAUCUGUUCCAAAAGGACAUCUUUAGUGCAAUUGGUUGGAUUCCUUCUUCUAAGACCAUGAACGCUCUUGAAGAGGUUUACAGAAUCGCCAGGGCUCAAACUCUUAUUGCUCUUUGCAGCACCGUUCCUGGCUAUUGGUUCACGGUGUUCUUCAUUGACAAGAUUGGGAGAUUCGCUAUCCAAUUGAUGGGGUUCUUCUUCAUGACUGUCUUCAUGUUUGCCCUCGCAAUUCCUUACGAUCACUGGACUCAUAGGGACCACAGAUUCGGGUUCGUCGCGAUGUACUCGUUGACCUUCUUCUUCGCGAACUUCGGGCCUAAUGCGACCACUUUCGUUGUGCCGGCCGAGAUCUUCCCGGCCAGGCUAAGGUCCACUUGCCAUGGCAUCUCUGCGGCGUCGGGGAAGCUCGGGGCGAUGGUGGGCGCGUUCGGGUUCUUGUAUUUGGCUCAGAACAAGGACAAGGCCAAGACGGAUGCAGGGUACCCUGCUGGGAUUGGGGUGAGGAAUUCGCUCCUUGUGUUGGGGGUGGUCAACUUUUUGGGCAUGAUUUUCACUUUCUUGGUACCUGAAUCCAAAGGAAGAUCAUUGGAGGAAAUGUCAGGCGAGAAUGAAGAUGAAAAUGCUGAAGAAGUGGAGCUGGAACAACAAUCUGGUUAUAACAAUAGGAAAGUUCCGGUUUAGGCUUUCGGCCAUUUGUGUAAGAAAGAGUUAGUUUUUAGUGGAAUGCUCUAAGGCCCCCUUUUUUUUUUUGUUUUUUUUUUUUUAAUGUUCCAGUGAAUCUUACAUUUGUUAUGAUGCUCUAUAAUUUGCAAAAUAUAGCAAAUGUAGCUAUUACCAGUUUUACAUCAAGUCUCAAAUAAUUUUUCACUGCUCUGCCCUGAAGUUCCACUUCAGCCGAUUUUUGAAAAUAAUGUUCUAAAACAUCUACUUUCUUGUUUGGUAUGAGACUGAAGUCUA